ACCUUGCUUUUUUAGGACUUUCACUUUGCUUUGUGUAGGAGAGGUAGCAAUCGUUAUUGGGGAGCUCAAUUUUGGAGAGCCAACCACAAAGGAAAUAUGCAGUGUUCAGAAGAGGCUCUUCUUAGGCUAUUCUACAACCUCUCAAGCUCCUUCUUCCUCCUGCUCCUCUUCCUCUACUCCUCCUCUGUUCUCCUCCUCAAGCUCUUCCACUUCAUCGGCAGCUAUCCCCUCAUACAAAGAAAUCAAUAUGAUUAUGGUAUGUUUUCCGAAGAUGAGCAGGAAGAAGAAGAAGAAGAAUACAAUGAUAGGUACAAUUACCAUGUCAAUUACAUGGCAGAAGAACACCUGGGCGCCAACAUAAUCCGCAGCGGCGAAUCAGUUGCGUUCUUGUCUGAUCAACAUGAUGCUGAAGAGGAUCAAGAGUAUCCCAUGAACACCCAUGAACAAAUAAGCUAUGAAGAUCAAGAACAUUCAACUCACAAUUCUACAGAACAGUUCUCUGCUCCUGAAUCCCAGGUAAUUUCAGAAUCAGAGCAAAAUGAUGAUGAUGAUAAUGAAGAUGGGUCGGUAGAAGAACAGGUUCCAUCAGAAGAUGCGGAUUCACUUCAGAAAUCUGAUGCAAAUCAAAAGGGUCCCACCGAACCAAUAAUCAUAGAACUCAGCAAAAGUACAUCUAAUAGGCUGGACAAAGAUGAACAUAAUGAUCAUCGCGGAAGGCGAUUGGAGGCAGAGAAGCUUGAGAUUCAACGAAAAGAUGAUGAAGAGAUCUUCGGUGACUCCUGCACUGUCGGUUCCACUUCCAAGAGCUCUUCCGAGUGGAGAAGCUCCAUCAAUUGCAGAGAUUCUACUACCGAUGACCCUUUCUCUUCUUCGUCACGAAGGAGUUGUCGUAAGUGGGAAUCCUACACGGUUUUCCAAAAAUAUGAUGAGGAAAUGAUGUUCCUACACAGAAUCAGUGCCCAGAAACUCCAAGAAACAGAAUCACUUAGGUCUAUACAGGCCUGUCCCAGAUCGAUUUCAGAAAGAAUAGUGUACAAGAUUGCUGCAAUCAAUAAAAAGCCAUCAGACAUCCGACACAACCCAUAUCAUGAACUGGAAGCUGCAUACGUUGCUGAGAUUUGUUUAACAUGGGAAGCUCUGAAUUGGAACUACAAGAAUUUUGAACAGAAGAGAACUGCUCGCGGUCAGGGUUUCGACAUCGGUUGUCCAGCCGGUAUUGCUCAGAGAUUUCAGCAGUUUCUGGUUCUUCUUCAGCGUUACGUGGAGAAUGAGCCUUAUGAGCAGGGGAGGAGGCCGGAAAUCUAUGCCCGGAUGAGGCUUUUGGCACCCAAAUUGCUUCUGGUGCCAGAAUAUAGAGAUUCUGAGGAUGAUCAAAAGGAUGAAGGUUUUGGGUCAAGAAUUUCAUCAGCAGCAUUUCUUAUGAUAAUGGAAGACGGGAUCCAAACUUUUAUGAAUUUUCUCAAGGCUGACAGGGAAAAGCCCUGCCAAAAAAUCAAAUCCUUCUUUGGGAAGCCAAGAAGAGGUUCAGUAGAUCCAGCUCAUCUCAAUCUUACGAAGAAACUUAAUAAAAAAAAAAAGAUGAAGCUAAAGGAUCUUCGGCGAGCUCGGAAAUGCAUAAGAAAAAGAAAAUUAAAGGGGGAUGAAGAGAUGGAGAUCUUGAUGGGUCUAAUUGACCUAAAAGUCGUGUCAAGGGUAUUGAGAAUGAAAGAUCUAAGUGAGGAGCAGCUGCAUUGGUGUGAAGAGAAGAUGAGCAAAGUGAAGGUUUUGGAUGGGAAACUUCAAAGAAAUUCCUCCCCGCUUUUUUUCCCAGCACAUUGAGAUUUGGGACCCACCAAAGCAAAGAAACGUUGUGCUUGAUGACUAGAUCAAUUUGCAAGGCUGCACAAAAAUGAAUAUCCUAGGGAACUUUUUGUAAAUACGGUAAAAUAUGUAGGAGUGGGGGUCCUACAUAUCAAAGUAAGUUCAUGUGGAGGUGACAUGAGUGAAGAGUAAAGAUUGGGUAAGGGAUUAGUGAUUUUUCAUGAAGAUAUGGAAGUGUGGAAAGAGCAGACACAAAGCAAGGAAACAUGGAGGGGAUAGAGACAAGGGUACGUAGCUUUAAUUUGCUUUUUUUCUUUUUAAAAUUAGGGUUUAUCUAUAAGGAUUUGGAAUGAAUUAAAAGAAGAAAAGAUCAGAGGAAUAAAAAGGUUGCACAUGGCACACUGAAAGGGUAGUCAGCAGUGUCCUCAUAUGCCCCACUUAGACUUGGAAAAGAAGGAGAAAGUAUAAUAAAUGGGUAUAUCAUGACGCAUCAAAAAAAAGGGGUAUGUCAUUAUCAACUAUUUGUUCAAAUUAAGGUGAAUCUCCAAAAACAACAUAGAGGUUUUACUUUUCACGAUGUAUGAGAAAAUUAGUGUUGUCGAUUUGGAUAUCAUCUGGGAUUUUGAAUAGCAUUGACGUAUAUAAAAGAUAUGAAUUGAA
Molecule: messenger RNA, 2460 nt
Organism: Rubroshorea leprosula
Lineage: Eukaryota; Viridiplantae; Streptophyta; Magnoliopsida; Malvales; Dipterocarpaceae
Source: the annotation of a GenBank genome assembly